AUGGAGGAAGGGACAAGGUUGGUUCAAGGGUUGUCCAAUCUUCACAUCUUGCACUUGAUGUUCAACUGCACAACCCACCACACCGAGCAGCUUGUCACGUUGGAUGACCGUCUUAAGAUGCUGUCGGAGAGCCUAAAGAUACAGGAAGCAAGGGAUAUGAAGGAGACAUUGCUUUUGGCAAGGCAAAGCUUCAAAAAGCUCGUUGAAUUUGAAGGUUAUAACAGGGAACAGUUGGAAACUCUGAGGCUGCAAGUGCAACAGCAAGAGCAACCAAGUGCUCUGAAGGAGACGUUGGCUUUGGCAAGAGAAAGUGCGAAAGCACUUGCUGGAAUGAAAGGGUCUAUUAGAAGGCUGCUGGCUACACUAGAGCUGCAGCUGUAA
Molecule: messenger RNA, 381 nt
Organism: Prunus armeniaca (apricot)
Lineage: Eukaryota; Viridiplantae; Streptophyta; Magnoliopsida; Rosales; Rosaceae
Source: the annotation of a GenBank genome assembly